AUGUAUUGCUGUAAUGUUGAGCAGACAGAGAAGAUUAAAUUGCUGCAGAAUUCUGGAUUUUGUGAAGGUACUCUCCCUUUCAAGUAUCUUGGGGUGAAUGUUGGUACUAAGAAGCUAUCUAGGGAUGAUUGCCAAUGUUUAAUUGAUAAAAUUACUGCUAGAAUCAGAUGUUGGGGUUGCAGAUCUCUUUCUUAUGCUGGCAGAACCCAGCUUGUGAACUCAGUGCUUAUGUCUCUUCACAUUUAUUGGGCUUCUAUUUUUGUCAUUCCUAAAGCUGUUCUUGAUGGUGUUGCUGCUAUAUGUAGAAAUUAUCUGUGGGAAGGGAAGGUUGUAUGUAAAAAGAAAGGUGGCCUUGGAGUUCAGAAUAGUUAUAACUGGAAUAUAGCUGCUAUUGGGAAGCAGAUUUGGAAUAUUUCUCAGAAAAAAGAUAGUCUUUGGCUUAGAUGGGUCAAUGAAAUGUACUGGAAGGGCAGAACUUGGAAGAGGUUUCAGUGUGCUCACAACACUAGCUGGAACUGGAAGCAUCUGUGGUGGGUUAAGGAUAAAUUGAAGACAGGAUAUGUUGGUAAUAGUUGGUCUGGAAACCCAAAUGGGUACACUAUUGCUAGUGGCUAUAAUUGGUUAGAAAUUCAAUAUUCUAAUGUUAAGUGGGGUGAUUGGGUUUGGAACAAACUGAAUAUUCCUAGGCAUAAAUUUGUGUGCUGGUUGAUAAUGUGGAGAAGGAUUCGAGUGAGAGUUCAUCUCUAUAAAAUUGGAGUGAUCAAUAAUCCUUCCUGUCCUCUUUGUGAUGAUGGGGAAGAGACAGUGGACCAUUUAUUCUUUGAAUGCGAUUAUAGCAGGAAAUGUUCUUAUUUUCUGCAAAAGAAGCUGAUGAUAAUCAUGGAUCCUAUGAAUAUAGAAGACUGCAAUAACAAGAUAAGAUCUAUUAAAGGCAGAUUCCAGAGACAGGUGCUUUUCAGUUGUUAUGCUGGGUUGCUGUAUGUCAUUUGGAUUCAGAUAAACAAAGUUGUCUGGAAUAAAUGUGUUAUGCAGCCUGAGAAGGUGAUCCAAAAGUUGUGGAGUGAUCUUUUCCAUAGAAUUUCUUAUGUCAUGCCAGUCAAGACUAGCAAAAGAAAUCAGAUGUGGUUCAAGGAUCUGUUUAGCAGAUAA
Molecule: messenger RNA, 1149 nt
Organism: Chenopodium quinoa (quinoa)
Lineage: Eukaryota; Viridiplantae; Streptophyta; Magnoliopsida; Caryophyllales; Amaranthaceae
Exons: 2
Coding region: 1-1149 (382 amino acids)
Source: RefSeq, a predicted model, not a curated record